CAUUUUACCCUCCCUUUCAUCUCGUGUGACCAUAUGUAAUGAUUUGACUUUUUAUUAAUUUGAUUCUCCUUCAUUUUCACUGGCAAUAACACACGACUGUCCGGAGGACCGUCGUGGCAAUGGCGGCAGUCAGCGAGGAAGCAAUCCAGUCCAUCUCUUCCAGCUUCGAUCAGAUCUGUGUUGAUUUUACUAACGCGAUUGCUGAGAUUCAAACCUUGAAAUCUAACUACAACGCCGAAGUGCAGAAGAGAGAUGCUAUCCAGUUAACAUUAAAAAACCUUCAAUCUGAAAAUGAGCGGCUGAGAAAGAUUUAUGCUGAGUCAUUUAACAAAUUGGCAGACCAGGUUCAAUUUUUUAAACAAGUCUUACAAAUUUUAUAAAAUUCAAUUAUGCUAAGAAUCUAACUUGUUUUGGUGCAGUUAGUAAGUUUCCUUAAUAAGUUAUACUCUAAGCUUAUUCUCUUGCACAGUUAAAGAUUAGAAUUUUCUUUUCUUUUCUUUCUUUCCAGUUUAUGUAAAUACCUUGGAUAUUUUUUGCACACUUGUGGUUUCCUUUUUUCUUGUUUCGAAGUAUUGGAUGUGUAUUUAUUUUCGCUCGUCAAAGUAAAAAAAUCUUUGCUUAGGCUAGAUAUAGUUAAAAUCUUGUUUUCCCAUAUGGAGUUUCAUAGAUAUGAAAGAGGGAUUUCUAGAAUGGUAAAAACACUCCCAACUAGUCCACCAUCAUCACCACAAUCCCAACUAGUUGGGGCUGGUUGUAUUAGGGCCUAUUUGGUUU
Molecule: messenger RNA, 774 nt
Organism: Cuscuta campestris
Lineage: Eukaryota; Viridiplantae; Streptophyta; Magnoliopsida; Solanales; Convolvulaceae
Source: the annotation of a GenBank genome assembly